AUGAUCACUGGAUACGGCAUUGCCAAAACAUUGGACCGAAUACAUUACUUGCCAUUUCAAGAGCCAAGAAAAUACGUUGAAGAGCAGCUGGUGAAACUAGAAAGGAUUUUUCCGCGACUGAAGCAAACUUAUGCUUUAGCAGAAAAUGGAACCGAAGAGAAACGAGUGCAUUUUGCUGGGUCCUGCUGUUCGUACGAUGAUCCAAGAAGGCUUCGCAAUGUCACUGACCAGUUUCUAUUGUUGCAAUUCUACUACGGACAAAAUCCAAGAUAUUUUGAGAGUUAUCUUGAAGACGUGCGUGACAUUCUACAGUUUUCAGAGGAAGUGAUACGAAAUGGAACUGAGAAACUCCAAACUCUCAAAAGCCAUUCUAAGUCGAUGUGCAUACACGUGCGUAGGGGCGAUUUUAUCGUGAGAAACAUAGCUACUGAUUUCAAUAUCACUAUAAAAGCUGCCAAUUCUAUUGCUAGGAAGAAGAACUUGUCGCGAUUCUUGAUAUUUGGAGACGAUCAGCAAUUCAUGGCCGAUAUGUCGCAAGCCAUUAUAAAACAAGGCGCUUGGAGAAAUGAUGCAGUGGUUGCUUCAAAUUUUGAAGAGUACAUGGAUUUGUACGUGGCAUCUCAGAUAUGUAGCUCAUUUUUGAUCGCUGCAGUCACCUCUACCUUCGGAUGGUGGCUUGCGUUCUUCGUACAAGAUCAAAAUGCCGUGUAUUAUUUGGAUGACACCAGACCACACGCUGACAAAGUGCCAAGCAAGGAACUAUUUUUGAAAACAUGGCAAGUCUACACUGAGUAG
Cylicocyclus nassatus is the source of this 795-nucleotide messenger RNA. Lineage: Eukaryota; Metazoa; Nematoda; Chromadorea; Rhabditida; Strongylidae. The record is from the annotation of a GenBank genome assembly.